CUCUUUUUUACCAAUUCUCAACUUCUCUCCUCACUUUAAACAAGGAAAUGGCGUUAGUGCAUCGCUUUAUUCUAUUCAAAUUCGAUUGAUUCUUUGCUGUUACUACGAUUUUGCUCUGUUUCAGGAAAAAGUUCAAAAUUGAAAAAAGAAAAGCUCAACCUUCUCUCUCUCUCUCAUAAUUGCAUUGUCCUCUUAAGUUGGUCUUGUCUCAUUUGAGUCGAGGUUGUGAAGUUGGGCUCUCCUUCUACUCUCUUCUCUCUCAUAGCGCGCACCAUUUUCAUCAAGAUUGAAUCUUGUGAGAGAUUCUUGCUCUGAAGGGUUGAAGCUGUUUACAAAAUUGAGUGUGCAAAUUUCAUUACUUUCUACAUCAAAGUUGUGGUUUGGAAGAAUUCAAAGACAGAGAACAGGACUUUUUGUUGUUUUUGAGUUGAUUUGAACAAAAGAUUGGAUUUUUCUGGACUUGGGGUGGGGUGGGGGUGCAAUUUGCCGUAUGAAGAAAUAGUGUGCAAAGAUGAAAGAUGGAAAUUCCAAGAAAUCCAAGCUCUCAUGGUCCAAGAAAUUUAUCAGAAAAUGGUUCAAUAUCAAGAGCAAAAGUGAGGAGUUUCAAGCUGAUGAAGCUGUUUAUGGAGGUGGUGGUGCUGAAUGGAGGAACAGCUUUUCAGAGAGGGAACCAUCUGCAGUCAAGAAAAUUAAAACAGAAAAAUCAGCAAAGAACAUCGAACGCUCCUUUUCACGUUCCCGUUCGAGGCGUGGGAGAGCCUACCUUGAUCACCCUCAGAUCAUAAACGUACAAAACUACAGUCUCUUUGUAUCGACAUGGAACGUUGGAGGAAAGACACCACCGGGAAAUUUGAACUUAGAUGAUUGGUUACAUUCUGCACCUCCUGCUGAUAUAUAUGUGCUUGGAUUUCAAGAGAUAGUUCCUCUUAAUGCUGGUAACAUUCUUGGUGCUGAAGACAAUGGUCCUGCCAAGAAAUGGCUUGCUCUUAUCAAGAGAACACUAAACAAUGCUCCGGGAUUGAGUGGGGGCAGUGGGCGCUGCACUCCCUCUCCCGUUCCUGAUCCUGUCUCUGAGUGGAAUGCUGAUUUUGAGGGGUCAAGCAGGCACAAGGCCUCAACUUUCUUCCCACGUCGAUCAUUUCAGACGCCUCAGUGCUCGAGAAUGGAGAAUGACAUGUCUGCCUCUCAGCCUCGCCUUGAUCGGAGGUACAGUGUGUGUGAUAGGGCAAUUUUCGGUCAUAGGCCUAGCGAUUAUGAUCCAAGGGGUUAUAGGCCGAGUGACUGCUCUUCGAGCCAGAGGGCAAGUGAUUACUCCUCUGGUCCUCGUGCAAGUGAUUACUCGUCCAGUAGGAGGCCGAGCGACUACUCAUGGGGCCAUAGGGCCAGUGAUUUUUCACGUUUGGGUUCUGAGGAAGAUUAUCUGCCCGGGGAGUCGCCUAGCACAGUUUUGUAUUCGCCUAUGUCUUACAGCACGAACGAGACGCCAGAAAAUGGAUGCGCUGUUCCUGGACACUCGAGAUACUCUUUAGUAGCUAGCAAGCAAAUGGUUGGGAUUUAUCUCACUGUUUGGGUUCGGAGCGAGCUGGCAGAACAUGUCAAGAACAUCAAGGUCUCGUGCAUUGGCAGAGGAUUGAUGGGCUACCUCGGAAAUAAGGGAUCCAUCUCUAUUAGUAUGUUGUUGCACCAGACGAGCCUUUGCUUCGUGUGCAGUCACUUGACCUCUGGUCAGAAAGAAGGCGAUGAGCUACGACGAAAUUCUGAUUUCAUGGAGAUCUUGAGGAAAACAAGAUUCCCUCGAGUCAAUGGUGUCAAUGAGGAGAAAGCACCCGAGACCAUUCUUGAACACGAUCGAAUUAUCUGGCUUGGAGAUCUGAACUAUCGAAUAGCGCUGCCUUACCGGUCUGCUAAAGCACAUAUCGAAAUGCAAAAUUGGCGAGCGCUAUUGGAAAAAGACCAACUGCGGAUAGAGCAGAGACGGGGUCGUGUUUUUGAUGGAUGGAGGGAAGGGAAGAUAUAUUUCCCUCCUACUUAUAAAUACUCACAUAACUCAGAUAGAUAUGCUGGAGACGACAUGCAUCCGAAAGAGAAACGAAGGACACCUGCAUGGUGUGAUCGAAUCUUGUGGUAUGGCGGUGGCCUUCAGCAAUUAUCAUACGUUCGUGGGGAGUCCAAGUUUUCGGAUCAUAGGCCUGUUUCUAGUGUGUUUUGGGCGGAGAUCGAGUCAACACCAAGCCGGCUGAGGAGAAGUAUGAGCUGUUCCUCAAGAGUCGCGGUGGAGGAGCUGUUACCUUACUCACAUGGUUAUACAGAACUCUGCUUCUUCUGAGAAUGCGACGAAAUUAAUCUGCUCGUGUCUCCGGGCUUUUUCUACAGAGGAACGACGGGGACAUCUCUUGGCCCAAACAUCGAGAAAGAUGUAGAUAUUUACAUUUCGGAGCGCCCUAACUUUACACGACAUGGCUUGAUCGUUUUCUCCUUUUUUUCGGAGCCUCAUUCAUUUUCAAGAUUCUUGGAUUCCCAUCACUAGGCGACAGACUACUGUCUCUCUGAGGUCCGAAACGCGUGCCUCCUUGACCAGGUACCGUGUUUGAGUCGGUUCUAACGGCUCCUCAUUGGAAAAUGGUCGAGUUCACAGAGAUGUUAACGCGCGCAUGAUGAUCAAAGACAGCCAAGUGGGGAUGCAAGAUUCUUGUUUUUCUUUCUCUUGUGUUUAGAUUUGUGAGAUUCUUUAUUUGUUAAGACAAGAAGGGAGUUAGAAAUGGUCAAAAUAAAGACCCUCCUUUUCCUCUUUUUCUUUUUUGUAUCUUGAAUGAUGAAAAGGAAGAGUAGUGUGUGAUGUUACACUCAUUGCCAACAUGGUAUGAGCAAAACAAAAAAUAUAGGACUGAAAUUUGGCCAA
This is a messenger RNA of Salvia hispanica, 2899 nucleotides long. RefSeq names its product type IV inositol polyphosphate 5-phosphatase 7-like. Gene Ontology annotation, biological process: phosphatidylinositol dephosphorylation. Gene Ontology annotation, molecular function: phosphatidylinositol-4,5-bisphosphate 5-phosphatase activity; phosphatidylinositol-3,4,5-trisphosphate 5-phosphatase activity; inositol-polyphosphate 5-phosphatase activity. NCBI's taxonomy places the organism in Eukaryota, Viridiplantae, Streptophyta, Magnoliopsida, Lamiales, Lamiaceae. The record is from RefSeq and is a predicted model, not a curated record.